Molecule: messenger RNA, 852 nt
Organism: Plasmodium malariae
Lineage: Eukaryota; Apicomplexa; Aconoidasida; Haemosporida; Plasmodiidae
Product: conserved Plasmodium protein, unknown function
Exons: 2
Coding region: 1-852 (283 amino acids)
Source: RefSeq, a predicted model, not a curated record
AUGGAUGACAAACUUUUUUUUCAAAAUUUUGAAAACAUCAAUGAAGAUAGCUUACCAUCACCAUUAAUAAAACACUCAGACGAAUGUAAAAAGUUCAACAGAUGUAGAAGGAAUAAAAAUAAUGAUGAAGAUUCACUCAAAGGGUUGAGCAAACCAAAUGAAGAGAACAAAAACAAUGAUAAGCAUUAUUUGUGUAUAAAUAUUAACAGAUAUAAUGGACAGUGCUAUCAUAUAAAAAUACCAAUCAUUGAUGAUAUUCAUUUCCAUUUUGUUAUAGGGGAGUCCCUUAUUUACCUUCUUAAUAUGUAUUUACAGAAAAGAGUUAUAAGCAGGAGCUUAUAUAAUAAAAUUCUUUUUUCAUUUCAAUUAGUAAGUCAUACAAAAUGGAAAAAAACAAUAAAAGAAGAAAAAGAAGAAGAAAAAAAAGAAGAAAAAAAAGAAGAAAAAGAAGAAGAAAAAAAAGAAGAAAAAGAAGAAGAAAAAAAAGAUGAAAAAAAAGAUGAAAAAAAAGAAGAAAAAAAAAAAAAAAAAAAAAAAAAAAAAAAAGAAGAAAAAAAAGAAGAAAAAAAAGAAGAAAAAAAAGAAGAAAAAAAAGAAGAAAGAAUACAUGACAACUAUCCCUCUUUGUGCUUUUUCUCAUCGUUCAUACGGAUAUGCAAAGACAUUGCAAUAACUGACACGUUAAAUGAACUGAAGGAAUCGAAAGAGAACAAAUGGAACAUAAGGGGAAAACUGAUAAACUCCAAAAAAGAAAACAAUGUACAACUAUUGUACGUAGAAAAUGCAUUUCUCACCCAUAAUAAGAUUGUGUUACAUUUGCCUUUAUUAAAAAUUAAGUCGAUAGAUAUUUAG